Dermochelys coriacea (leatherback sea turtle) is the source of this 3908-nucleotide messenger RNA. RefSeq names its product nuclear prelamin A recognition factor (gene NARF). Bases 556 to 1935 code for a protein of 459 amino acids. Gene Ontology annotation, molecular function: lamin binding. The transcript is spliced from 12 exons. Lineage: Eukaryota; Metazoa; Chordata; Testudines; Dermochelyidae. The record is from RefSeq and is a predicted model, not a curated record. Gene Ontology annotation, cellular component: lamin filament.
GUCCUAGCCUAGCUGUGAGAAUGAGGCAUUACGUUUACCUCCUCUGCAGCAGAGAGGCGCUUGUGCCUUGCAGUUCUAGACAAGAGCCUGGGACUACGUGACAGCGCUCAGGUCUACAAUGAACACUUCCAACGGAGAGGGAGGGAGUGGAGGCUGCUGGGGGAACAGCUCAGGGCACUUGCAGGACAGAAAGACUUUACAUUAAAUAACAGCUGAAAAAGAAGAGCAUUUCACUUCCUUUGCUGGAGCCUGUGCUUGCCGCCCUACCCUUGUUGUCUAGUUUUUCCCCCUAAUAUAUAUAUGGAUCUCUUUAAUAGGUGCAGCAUGUUCCAGGCUUUACCUCAUGCUAUUUAAUUUCUACCAGCCAAGACAUAAUUUAUUGUAGGUUAAAUGAAGUCAGCAGCAAGAAAGCUGACAAGCAAAGUCACUGAAGUCUGGCUGCUUCCUCCUUUCUUCCUCUGCCUGUAGAAUAAAGAGAAUAACACUCUUCUGUAGUAAGAAAAUCACCUUUAAAAAUUUAAUAGACAUACCAAAAAGUAAUACAAAGCCUCACAGAUGAAGUGUGAAAACUGCACCAAAAAGGAAUGUAGUAAAAAACAGAAAAAUGAUGACAAGCAAAAGACAUUUGUUGAUCCACUGAGCACAAAUGAUGAAAAUGAGGAGAAAAGUGAAUUCCAUAAAUUGGCUAGUGCUAAAAUAUUCCUUAGUGACUGCCUAGCUUGUGACAACUGUGUGACAUCAGAAGAAGGUGUCAGGAUUUUCCAGCAGAAUCAGAAGGAACUCUUUCGCAUACUCAACCUUAACAAGAAAUGUGAUACCUCAAAACACAAAGUGUUGGCAGUGUCUAUAUGCCCUCAGUCAUUGCCUUAUUUUGCUGCUAAAUUCAAUCUGUGCGUAAAUGAUGCAGCUAAGAGACUCUGUGGUUUCCUCAAAAGUCUUGGGGUACAUUAUGUAUUUGACACCACUAUAGCUGCUGAUUUCAGUAUCCUGGAGAGCCAGAAGGAAUUUGUGCAGCGGUAUCGACAGUGGAACCAGGAGGAACAUGCCUUACCAAUGUUUGCCUCUGCUUGUCCUGGUUGGAUCCGGUAUGCUGAAAGGGUGCUUACCAACCCAGUGACUCCACACAUUUGCACUGCGAAGUCUCCACAGCAGAUCAUGGGGUCCCUGGUGAAGGGUUACUUUGCAAGGCAACAGAACCUAUCUCCAGAUAAAAUUUUCCAUAUAAUCGUGGCUCCUUGCUAUGACAAAAAAUUGGAAGCCCUGCGGGAAGAUUUUUACACCCCCUUGUAUAACUCUCAAGACGUUGAUUGUGUUCUAACAUCAGGUGAAAUUGUCCAAAUAAUGGAACAGAAAAAUAUAUCUAUGAAAGAAGUGGCUGAGGUGGCUAUAGACAAUUUGUUUGGUGAAAUAAAGGAGGAGGACGUAGUACGGCAUGAUGGGAGGAGAUCUGAUGGGUACCUGGAGCACAUCUUUAAACAUGCUGCCAAAGAGCUGUUUGAUAUGGAUAUCAAGGAAAUUACCUACAAAACACUAAAAAACAAGGACUUCCAGGAGGUCACCCUGGAAAAAGACGGUGAGACAGUGUUGCGCUUCGCAGCUGCAUAUGGCUUUAGGAACAUCCAGAACGUGGUCCUGAAGCUGAAAAAGGGAAAGUUCUUGUAUCAUUUUGUGGAGGUUCUUGCCUGCCCUGGAGGGUGUUUAAAUGGAAAAGGCCAAGCCCAGACUGAAGAUGGAAAACCUGACAAAGUGUUGCUCAGCCAGAUGGAGGAAGUGUAUGCAGCAAUUCCUGUCAGGCUUCCAGAAACCAGCAUGCAUGUGCAAAAGCUGUACCAGGACUGGCUGGAAGGGAUGGACUCCAAGAAGGUCCAAGAAACUCUGCACACCAAAUACUGUGCAGUAAAUCAAACGGCAAGCAGCAUGGAUAUCAAGUGGUGACAAAUCAGGCUCACGAAAGAUGGAAAAAACUUGCAUAGGUUAGUUAUGAACUCAGCAUUGGAAACAUUCUAUGCAAUUGGGGAUGCUAUGCACUAGCCAAGUGUACGACCAGUACACUUUCUGAAUUGCGGAAUAUUCCUUACUUAAUACAAAGAACCAUUGCUCAAUUUUUUAUUUUGAAUGCCUUGGUUCCCUAUGGGUCUGUUAGACUCUUACUGUGCUUGACCUCCUGUGUAUUUGGGAGUUUUUUGUUUAGUUAAGAUCUGAUCUUGCAGGGUACAGUGAGCACCUUCUUCUAGGUGUACAAUGCCCUCAACUUGAAGUGAAAUUAAUGCAGGUUGAGGGUUCUCACCACUUUUCACAGAACUGGUGCCCUUAAGCAGGAGCUAUUGUAAUCCUUAUGUAUGUGAUUCCUUUCACCAGGCAAGAACAGCCACCCUGGUUAGAAUUGUUGUGUUAAGUGUACUGUAAUUUAGAACUCUUUUUGCCUUGUUAACCAAAAAUGAUGAUUUUACACAAAGCUACAGAUGAAAAAUGUAAUUGAGAGAUUUACUUGACUCCUUCCACCACUAUACAAUAAAGAGGUUUAUUCAGCUACUAAAACGUUAGCAACAAGCUUCCUACAGACAACUAACCACAAAGGGAGAGCGUUCUGAUAUAAAUGGCAUGUCUUUAAUAAUACUAAAUGGUUGUAACACAGUCCUCUCUUCCCUCGUUCUUUCGUUAAGGAUUUUUGCUAACAGGCUGGUUUGUACAAAUAAUUAAACCUGUUAAUCUCUUUCUUCAGAAACUUGCAUCGUGAAUGAAUCUUUUCUGUAACUUUUAUUUUCUUUUGUCUGACUUGUUUAUGAAAGCGAGAUAUGGUGACCCCAUGUGAAGACAGGCAUGAUGUUGUCAUGUUGCCUGCAAUCUUCACCCUACAUCAAUUCUAUGUUAGACUUCAGUACUGAUUUACAAUACCUCUGCUAUUCCAUUUCUGGCUAGUCCUGAGCAUAUACAGUGUCAGAUUGAAUCCAGAGACCAGAUAAAUUUGUUGAGUGCCUCUAACAAAAAAAUCUUAAUUUUGGAACAUUCUUGAUCUGAUAAUAUGAUGUAAACUGAUAGUGCUAGUUUGGGGGCAUUUUUAUGUACAUUACAUGGCUGCUUCAUUUAACAAGCUAUCAUCUUAAAAAAUCAUGCUUGAUAGAUGUAACCGUCUGUACAAUCUCGCAGUUCAGGGAGGGAUGUUUAAGGAUGUGAUGUGACAUUCCAGCCAUUACAAGGCUUCCACCAGAUUUCAUAGCAGCCUCGUGCUUGUUAUUUUGAUUAGUGGCUCUCUCAAAACUGGAAGGAUUUUAGCUUUCACGUUUUGUUGAGAAAAUAUGAAUGGGGUUUAUAGUGAUUUCAGGAAAUGCAUGAAUGCAAAUUUUGUGGAUUUCUUAAUAUCAGUUAUUGUGCGCGUGUGUGUGUGUAUGUGUGUGUGUGCACAAAGCUAAUAAUACAGGAUCUUGAUGGAGUAUAUUUGAAAUCAGGAUCUACCCUUGGAAUGUGGGAGGUGAGGCAUUCAAUGCUUCCAGUCUUCCCCCCCCCCCUUAAAUAAAGUAUCUAUCAACAGAGUCGAUUAUGUUCCUGUUGAAGGCAAAUGCGCGUUUUUGACUUAAAUAAGAGCAGGCUCAAAACGAGAAGGGGGAAAAAAAGGGUGCUGAAAUAUGUGGACUUGCUGGAAGGGACAACUGGUUUAAAAUGAACUUGGUUGAUGUGGUUGCAGGUUUCAUCCAAGCUUCCUUUACUUUACUUUAUUUCAAUGCAAAAGGCAUAUGGAUCUGACUUGUAUGGCUACCUGCAUGCAGAGUAAGCCUUCAGGUUUGUUUGUUUUUGUUUUUUUUUUUAAUAAAAUGUUUUUGAUGCAAUAACUGAACAUUUAGAGAAAUCUACCUCUGUGCUAGGAAAAGAGUUUGGAGCAGCAGGGAGAUCCUGGAAAACCUAUACAUCCA